This is a messenger RNA of Apis mellifera (honey bee), 3373 nucleotides long. RefSeq lists its product as uncharacterized. Gene Ontology annotation, biological process: long-chain fatty-acyl-CoA metabolic process. Gene Ontology annotation, molecular function: alcohol-forming very long-chain fatty acyl-CoA reductase (NADP+) activity. The record is from RefSeq and is a predicted model, not a curated record. NCBI's taxonomy places the organism in Eukaryota, Metazoa, Arthropoda, Insecta, Hymenoptera, Apidae. Bases 266 to 3307 code for a protein of 1013 amino acids. Gene Ontology annotation, cellular component: peroxisome. The transcript has 15 exons.
UACUAGCCAUUUUGUCAGAACCUCUCGUUGCUUUCUUAUGAUCAAGGAUCUUUUUCUUCGUUUCUCCUAUUUAUUGAUCACUGUUUGAAUUGAAAAAACAGUUAAUUUCGUUUUUUUUUUCUUUUUUUUUGUUUCAUAUAUUAUUAAUUAUUUGAUGCAAUUUUUUAGAAUUGUGAAAAGUGACAAAAUUGUGCAUAUUGAGAAUUUUUCGUGAUUGAUUUUUAUUUAUUCAUUUAUUUAUCAUCUUUCGUAAGCUUUUCUAAAAAUGGCAUCAGACAUACCAUCUAUUUCGGAAUGGCUUCAAGGUCGAAAUGUUUUCAUCACUGGAGGUUCUGGUUUUAUGGGAAAGGUUUUAAUCUAUAAACUGUUGGUCAGCUGCGAUCAUCUUGAAAAUAUUUUUGUAUUAAUUAGAAAAAAGAAGGAUGUUGAUCCGCAAACUAGGCUGCAAUGUAUGAUAAAAGAAAAUCCUCUUAAAAUAAUUAAAGAAAAAUAUCCUGAAAAAAUAGAAAAAAUUAAAUUAAUACAGGGUGAUACUACUGAUGAACAUCUUGCUUUAUCGACUGCCGAUAAACAGAGAUUAUUAAAAGAGGUAUCCAUAGUUUUUCACAUGGCGGCAAAUGUUAAAUUCGAUUUGACAUUAAAACAAGCAAUAACAAUAAAUACUCUGGGUACUAAGAAUGUUAUAAAUCUUGCAAAAGAGAUGGAGCAUUUACAAUCCUUCAUUCAUGUUUCUACUUCGUAUUGUCACUGCAAUGAAUCUGUACUCGAAGAAAAAAAUUAUCCUGCUCCUAUAGAACUUGAAAAAAUUAUAAAAAUGGUAAAUGAUACGACAGAUGAUUUUCAAAAAAUCAUGACACCAAAAAUAUUACAAGGAUUACCGAACACUUAUGCCUUUAGUAAAGCACUUGCUGAAGAUUUAGUGCAGAAAAGUGGUCUACCUGCAGGUGUUGCAAGACCUUCUAUAGUGGUCGCAUCAUGGAAAGAACCAAUGCCUGGUUGGAUUGACAACAUGAAUGGACCAACAGGUUUAAUGGUAGGUGCUGGAAAAGGAGUAAUACGAACUGUUCUCUGUAAUUACAAUUACUUAUUGAAUCUAAUUCCUUGUGAUAUGGCGAUUAAUGCGAUGAUUGGAUUGGCAUGGAAAGUAGGAAGAGAAAAACCUGAAAAACCAAUAUUUAUGAACAUUACUUCUGGACUUGAAAACCCGAUUUCUUGGGGUUAUGCUGUAGAAACUGGAAAGAAAUAUACCAUAAUGUAUCCAUUCUCAGGUUUACUAUGGUAUCCAGGUGGAAGUAUUACCACAUUAAAAUUUUACCAUUGGAUACGAGUGAUCUUAUUCCAUUAUAUACCUGCAAUUUUCAUAGAUAUUAUCAUUUUUCUAACUGGAAAUAAACCAUUUUUAAUAAGAGUGCAUCAAAAAGUUAACAAUGGAAUAGGAUUGAUACAGUAUUAUACUACCAAAGAAUGGGAAUUUCGAAAUGAUCGCAUGAAAAAAUUGCAACUUGAAUUAAAUUCAUCUGAUAGAGAAAAAUUCUUUAUGGAUACAAAAGCUAUAUCUUGGGAUAGUUACAUGUUGAAAUAUAUAUUAGGCGUUAGACAAUAUUGUUUAAAAGAUGAUCUUUCUACCAUACCUCGUGCACGAAAAGUUAUUAGAUAUUUAUAUUUUGCUGAUUGGUUUGUUAAGAUCGGACUUACAAUCUUCUUUAUAUGGUUUCUAUUCUUAGAUAAAUUCAUCAUACGAUCGGCAGAAUCGAAAAUGGAAGAGAUAUUUGAUAGAAUAGAAGAAUCUUUCAAAAAUCAGAACAUCCUAAUCACUGGUGGCACUGGAUUUUUAGGAAAAGUCAUUGUUGAAAAAUUUCUCAGAUGUUUACCGGACAUAAAACAAAUUUAUUUGUUGAUCAGAACAAAACAUGAAAAAGAUCCAAAAUAUCGUUUAGAGGAAAUUUUUAAUUCACCGCUAUUUGAAAAAGUUAAAAAACAAAGAGGUGCAGAAACACUUAAAAAAUCUGUAACUGUUAUAAACGGAGAUAUGACCCUACCUGGACUUAGUCUUUCUUUAGAAGAUAGAAAAAUGCUUUGUGAAAAGAUUAAUAUUGUAUAUCAUGCAGCUGCUUCAGUACGAUUUGACGAAAUGUUGAAAAAGGCAGUACUAUUAAACACGCGUGGUACAAAAGAAAUGUUGGAAUUAGCCAAAGAAAUGAAGCAUUUAAAAUUAUUUGCUUAUAUCAGUACAGCAUAUUGUCAUCUUGAAGAAAAAAUUUUAGAAGAAAAGCCAUAUCCACCACCUAUAGAUCCUCAUAAAAUAAUUAAAUGUGUAGAAUGGAUGGAUGAUGAUGUAGUUGAAGCUAUGACAGGAAAAAUUUUAGCACAUUUUCCUAAUACAUAUGCCUUUACCAAAGCUUUAUCAGAAGCCCUUGUUGAAGAAGCAAUGCCAUAUAUUCCAGCAAUUAUAUUAAGACCAAGUAUAGUUAUACCAAUAUGGAAAGAACCACUUCCAGGAUGGACAGAUAAUAUUAACGGUCCAACAGGAAUCUUGAUUGGUGCUGGAAAAGGUGUUCUUCGAACGAUGUAUUGUAAUGGAAGUAGUUAUGCUGAUUUUCUUCCUGUUGAUAUUGCAGUAAAUGCAAUUCUUGCUAGUUCUUGGAAUUUCAUCUAUUGUAAAGAUCAUGAAAAGAGAGUUUAUCAUCUUACAAGCAGUAAUGAAUUUAAGGUACCAUGGGAAGAAAUCAUUGCCAGGGGUCGAAAAAUAACAGAAAGAGUUCCUUUGAACGGGGUUGUUUGGUAUCCAGGUGGAAGUAUAAAAAAGUCAAGACUCAUGCAUAAUAUAUGUGUUUUUUUCUUUCAUAUCAUACCCGCUUAUUUCAUAGAUGCACUUAUUUUCCUUGCAGGUUAUAAGCCAAUUAUGUGCCGUGUACAACGUCGGAUACAAAAAGGUUUCGAAGUUUUUGAAUAUUAUACCAAUAAUCAGUGGGACUUCGAUAAUUCAAAUUUCAUGGAAGUACGAAGUAAACUUAAUCCUGUGGAAUAUGCAAAAUAUCAAGUACAUGGAGAUGAUAUGGAUAUAGACGCAUAUUUUGAAGCAUGUAUAAGAGCAGCAAGAAUUUAUAUAUUGAAUGAACCACCAGAAACUUUACCAGCUGCUCGAAGACAUUUAAGAAUCAUGUAUUGGAUUGAUGUAAUAACAAAAAUAUUUUUCUUGAUAUUAUUGAUUUAUAUAUUUGCAUCCUGGAAUGAAAGUUUCAAAGCAUUAUUAAUAGGAAGUUGGUCGUUCAUCACUCAACCUUACUAUAUUAACUAUUCGCAUUAAAAAGUUUUUAAUUUAAUUUUAAUUUUAAUGCGACGAAAUAAACUAUGGAUCUUCUUUUUUUAUUGA